AUGUCGUUUAUACAGCCGAGGGGUAUAUGUAUUCACACCACACCUGCUGUGACUACAUAUUCGCACACUUAUGGGGAAUACUCCAUUUCCAACAUUUCUCUUACUCAUAGAUCCGAUUGCGCCAUCAACCCACAAUAA
Messenger RNA from Colletotrichum lupini, 138 nucleotides. RefSeq lists its product as uncharacterized. Lineage: Eukaryota; Fungi; Ascomycota; Sordariomycetes; Glomerellales; Glomerellaceae. The record is from RefSeq and is a predicted model, not a curated record. Bases 1 to 138 code for a protein of 45 amino acids. The transcript is spliced from 2 exons.